Pichia kudriavzevii is the source of this 1563-nucleotide messenger RNA. RefSeq lists its product as uncharacterized. The transcript has a single exon. Gene Ontology annotation, cellular component: ubiquitin ligase complex; cytoplasm. NCBI's taxonomy places the organism in Eukaryota, Fungi, Ascomycota, Pichiomycetes, Pichiales, Pichiaceae. The record is from RefSeq and is a predicted model, not a curated record. The coding region runs from base 1 to 1563 and encodes 520 amino acids. Gene Ontology annotation, biological process: positive regulation of proteasomal ubiquitin-dependent protein catabolic process; ubiquitin-dependent protein catabolic process; protein polyubiquitination. Gene Ontology annotation, molecular function: ubiquitin conjugating enzyme binding; zinc ion binding; ubiquitin protein ligase activity.
AUGCUUUCCCCUAGGAUUUUCUUUGCUUCAGAAAUUUCAGUCAUUUAUUUUAAUCUACUUUUUUUUAUGAUACUUGGUUGUCAAUUCACAUGCAUAUCUCCAAACAGUAUAGGUUUCCUCUCACCGAUGCCCGAGGAUCUGGAUGUAAACACUUUUUAUGACAUUCGAAGGGAAGAGUUUGAGGCUCUUCAUUGUAUAUAUCCGGAACUAAAAAUUGACAAAGAUUUCACGGUUUGCACUAUCGAUAUACCCAUCCAUCUAGAGACUCCAUUAACGUUGAGAUUUCAAAAUAAAGAGACCAGUAUAUGCAACCUACCUGCACUGCACUGUCGAAUAGAACUUCCCUAUGGAUACCCGGAAUUUGAUCCACCUAUUGUUUUAUUUGAGAAUAUCAAUAGCUGGCUCGAUGGGAAAAACGUGAAUAGAAUAUACUCCGAAUUGUACAAGAUAUGGGAAGGUUUCAAGGACGCUGUUAUUUAUUCAUAUUUAGAUUAUGUUAGGAGCGAAAGCAGAUUUGCCUUUCAUUUGUAUCUACACGGGGAAUUAGUUGUUUCAAAUGAAGAAGAUUUCCGGUUAUUACAAUAUGAGAACUACAGGGAAAAGCAAAGGAUAUUUGAGCAAGGGACAUAUACGUGUGAUAUAUGUCAAAUGGAGAAAAAAGGUGAUGAGUGUAGUCAAUUUCCUUACUGUGCUCAUGUGUUUUGUAAUAUAUGUUUGAAAGAUUACUUCACGCAUAUCAUCGAGAGAGGUGAGAUUGAAAAUGUGCAUUGCCCAUCGUUUACAUGCACCAAAGAAAGGAAUAAGGCUAUCAUUGAACUGACAAGGAAAGCCGAAGAGGGGAAAAUUGCGGAUUUCAAAGAGUUUGAUGAUGAGUUUUUCAAAUUACCUGUUUCUCCUGACCUAAUGAGAAGGUUCCUUUUGGGAGAAACCAAAGAGGAACUGAUACAACGGUACAUGUCACUGUAUGAACAAACCUCAAUGGAAAGGUAUGCAAAAUUUUUCCCCAAUAGAGUGGCCAAUUGCCCGAGAUCAUUUUGUGCCACUACAUUCAUCAAGAAAGAUCCUGAUAACAAGCUGGCAAUUUGCCCCGGGUGCAAUUUUGCAUUUUGUUCCCAAUGUCUCCAUUCUUGGCAUGGUGAUAUCAACUCAUGUUCCAUAUACAAGAAGAAAAUACCAGAGGAUAUUAUAUUAAAAUGGAUCGAUAACAAUGGACAAACCCCCAACAAGCAGACAAGUGAGGAAAGAGAGACAUGUUCUAAUAUCAUAUACAAAUAUGGCAAGAAAAUAAUUGAGUUAGCAGCUAGCGAGUACAUUGCACAAGUUCAGUUUGAGGAGUUGGUCAAAUCCGGAGAUGCAGACAUUACCCAGUGUCCCAGUUGUAGCACCUACAUUCAAAGAUCUGAUGGAUGCAACAAGAUGACGUGUUCUAAGUGCCUUGUGUUUUUUUGUAACUUAUGUGGUGACAGAUUGAAUAGAAACGAUCCAUAUGAACAUUACAACAAUCCGCUGAAUCGAUGCUUUGGCAAGCUGUUCCAAGGAAUGGUACCUGAGGAAGAUGGUUAA